Molecule: messenger RNA, 2191 nt
Organism: Nothobranchius furzeri (turquoise killifish)
Lineage: Eukaryota; Metazoa; Chordata; Actinopteri; Cyprinodontiformes; Nothobranchiidae
Product: dual specificity protein phosphatase 13B
Biological process (GO): negative regulation of MAPK cascade; protein dephosphorylation
Cellular component (GO): cytoplasm
Molecular function (GO): protein tyrosine/serine/threonine phosphatase activity; MAP kinase phosphatase activity
Source: RefSeq, a predicted model, not a curated record
AAUGUCUAAUUAUUAGAUUAAAGGUAGCAAUUACUGCUACUUAAAGUUUUAUGACGUUUUUAUUUUUAAGUAAGGUAAAAAUACGUUUUCAUCAGUAUUUAUCACAACAGAAUGAACCAAAUUUAUUAUGAAUUGUGUUUUUUUAAGUGUUUUAUAUUAGUAAACUUUUUGGACUCUAGAAAAUUAAUAAUAAACAAUCAAUAACUUCUGUCCAAAACAUCGUUGUUCAGAUUGUGAAUGGUCUUGGAUGACUGGCUCACUGCUGCGCAUCAAAAGCUUUUAAAGUUCAUCGAAAAACUCCAAACAUCAUGAUAAAGAAACAGCUCCAGAGGAGUAAACAUAAUCAUGUCUUUCUGUGGACAGGAACAACGUUUCUAAACACAAAUUGUGUCACUCAAUAUUUCAUUUGCAGACAAAGAUUUAGCAGUAAAAUCAAACACCUGCAAUCAGACGUUUUUGGUGUUUGUAGACACGUUCUUCUUCUUUUGUGCUUUUAUUCAAGACUAAUCAGUACCGUUGCAUAAAAGAUGUUUUGUUUUUGAUGGAGAAAAAAAUCAUUAAAAGAUCUUGAUGUUUUUUUUAAAAAGGUGGAAAGGAGGCUUUGUUCACGAUCAGACGGCAGUGUGCUGUUAAAAACAUUUCACCGCAGACAGAAACAACACCAAAGAGAGUCAGAAAUCUGAAGCAUGGCAGCACUGAUCUCAUUUUCUUGCUAUUAAAAAAGAAGCUGUGUCCUCUCCCCCCUUCUGUCCUGGCAGCUUGUGUAACCUUUAAGGAAUGCAGAAGAUGCUGCCAGAAUUAUUUUGGGCUGUGAUUCAGAUGUUAAAAUAGCAAAAAAGGUUGCAGGGUAGAUUACCGAGGAGAACGCAGACAGUUGUGCUGUCGACCUAGAUGUAGCUCCUGAAUUGAGAGACGAUGAAAAGCAGCAAUUUCAGCCAAGACAAGCGUCUGCAAACACAUUUACUGCAGAUAUGACGAAGCACAUCUAAAAGGCUGAAAAGGAAAGCGUAAGUCAUAACCACCGAGAAGAAGGCCUGAGGAGAAGCAGAAGUGGAGCAUCCAGACAUGCCCAGAGGUCUCAGCUGCCUGGCGAGCCCUGAGGUGCAAGAGGCCAAAUAUGAGACCCCCUCACUGUCAGAGCUGCACAGACUGAUGUGGACAAAGAAAGGGACCAACAACCACAUGGAUGAGGUUCAUCCUAGGAUUUAUAUUGGCAACAUGUACGCAGCCAAAGACAAAAGGACACUCCAGGCUCACAACAUUACUCAUGUGCUCAAUGCAGCUGACGGGAAAUUCAACGUAAACACAGGGCCUAGCUUCUAUAGAGACACCAGCAUUACUUACCACGGAGUGGAAGCUUUUGACAUGCCAUCGUUUGACUUGAGUCCCUUCUUUUACCCGGCAGCCAAUUUCAUCAAGAAGGCUCUGAGCUCGCCAACAGGUAACGUGUUUGUCCAUUGUGCCAUGGGGCUCAGCCGUUCAUCCACUCUGGUUCUGGCCUACCUGAUGAUCCAUGAGAACAUGACCCUGGCAGACGCCAUUACGACAGUCAGCGCCAACAGGAACGUUUCACCUAAUGAGGGGUUUUUGGAGCAGCUCAGGCGGUUGGACAGGAAGCUGCACUGCCAUUAAGCAGCUGGUGCAUCAGUGCUGCUCAAAUCUUGUAACAAUGAAGAUGUCAAUGGAAAAUCUCUUUAUUGUCCUUUUGAUACAUAUUUUUGUUUAAAGAUUAAAGGAAAUGCUUUAAAUAAAAAAAACUUUAUAAAAUCUGAUUUCUUUAAAGAAAUGUUUUCAAGAUCGAUACCAGGACUGGAGAACAGCAAGAGAACAACUGAAGGGCUUUUGAUUGGAGUCGAGUCAGCAGAUCCAGAUGCAGGUCGGCAGUCAGGAGACUUGAAGCAUCGGGUUGAAUCAUAUAUUGUUUUGUUUGGAAUAGCUUUGUAUCGUUAUCCAGUGUUGUAUCCUCUUCAGAAGAUGAGUUUAUCACCUUUUUAUUACUCCAGUCAGUGUUCUUUGUUUAGGUUUAUUUAUUAUUUAUUUCAGUUCAUCUUGCAUCGUUACUCAUCGUCUCCUUUACCUAUGCUUCAGCUCAUCUCACACCAGCUCACUAAUCAUCCUCUCCACUACAACCAGUUUCUGCUCACCCAUUGUCACGGUUUGAUUCUCAUUAAAGUUUUGAUUUCUUCCACAA